This is a messenger RNA of Racocetra fulgida, 504 nucleotides long. The record is from the annotation of a GenBank genome assembly. Lineage: Eukaryota; Fungi; Glomeromycota; Glomeromycetes; Diversisporales; Gigasporaceae.
AUUAAUGAUGUUAAUAAAUGGAUUCAAAAUUCAUUAAAAACGGAAGACAAAGAAUUAGAAAUAAUUGUUUAUGAUAAUCUAGUCCCAGUAUUCACACAAUUGGAACAGCACAACUUAAUUGAAAGGGUGUAUGGACUUAAGGGCAAACAAAUUCUAUUUUUUGAAAAAACAUCUAUUGAUUAUGAUUUAGAGUCUUAUCAAGUUUCUUUUCCAAUUAUGUUUUACUCAAAUGAAUAUAAUCUUGUUGGAAGAAUUAUACAUAACAAUAACGAGGUUUUAUAUGAUAAAGGCCAUAUUAAAAUCAUCAACCUUACAAAACAAGGGUUUCAAUUUACAACAAAUGGUUCUAAAAAUAUUAAUUUAGUAUUCGAAUGGUAUGUGGUUAGAAUUCCGGCGGAUGUUGGUAUUUUUACAAAGGAAGCAAGAAAGUUAAAUAUUAAACAGAUAUCAAAUGAGUUUAAUUAUGAAGAUCCUUUAUGUGAAGUGGAUGAAAAAAUAGUAACA